This is a messenger RNA of Astyanax mexicanus (Mexican tetra), 2860 nucleotides long. RefSeq names its product BCL2 interacting protein 2 (gene bnip2). NCBI's taxonomy places the organism in Eukaryota, Metazoa, Chordata, Actinopteri, Characiformes, Acestrorhamphidae. The coding region runs from base 714 to 2090 and encodes 458 amino acids. The record is from RefSeq and is a predicted model, not a curated record. Gene Ontology annotation, cellular component: cytoplasm. The transcript is spliced from 12 exons. Gene Ontology annotation, biological process: apoptotic process.
GUAUAGUUGAGUUCGCGUUAUACCGGAGAGUCCCUGAAACUGCGGAGCUGCUGCGGUGGACGGUCAGGAAAUGAUGUUCCUGACAGACUUUUAGAGAGGUUUCAGAGUCAGACAGCGGUUAACUGGGUACCAUAACUGUGUAGACGGAGAGCGGGUGUGUGAAAUGAGGUGUUGUGGGUCUCGGUGAGCGGGGUUUUGAGUGUGUAUCGCUGCUCUGUUGCUGUCAGUCAGCGCCGGGCUGGGCUGUGCUGUGGAUCGGCGAUAGGAAGGAAGGAAGGAGGGGAAGAAGGGAGCCUGCGCACUGCGGGGCCACGGAGCGGACUGGAAGAGACACUUUUCGGGAAGUUUGUUUGGAGAGUUGUUUAGUUCUUGAACUAUGCUAUUGUUACACAAAUUGGUUGCCAAGUAGUUUGUAUUUAGCUAACUAAGUUUACACAGUUAAAGUCGGCUGGCUCGAUGUUUGGCAGGAGUAGCGUUAGGUUAGGUGGGUGAAGAUUUGAUUAUUUGUACGGUGCGAGUUGUUUCGCUGACUUUGGCUAGCCAGCUAGUUAGCUAGCGUUAGCUACUCUAGCUCCCCUAGCUGUCUGUGUCUGUUGCUGGGCUUCAGUUGUCACACUGGGCACGCACUGCUUGGUGAAGGAGGUUUUUAUUAUUGUUGUUCAGUAGGUUAGCUAGUUAGUUAAUUGCGUUUUUAACCUGACUGUCCACCCCCUAUGGCCACAGAUGUGACUGAGGGUGAAGGAGGCUUAAAACAAAGUGGUAACCUUACAGCCGCUGUGAUUAUGAACAAAAGCAGCUCCGAGUCAGACACACCCAGGACACUGGAAACGCUGGAAAACAAGCCGACAGGUCUCCACUCGUCACCGUCUGAACCGGGAAACGGUGCGAGUAAGGCCGCCGUGGUGUCUGUGGAGAACGGGGACAGAGCAGCCCAAAACAGGCCCACAAAAACAGGAGACCCGCUACAGGAAACUGCAGCUCCGCACGAUGGAGGAAACCAGGAGAGGACACGGACCCAGCAGCCCUCGAGUCCUGUUAAACUACCACAGGCACAGAGCUCACCCGUGGAGCACAAUGGAAGUUUUGAGCAACAGGAGUCGGUCGCUACCACAGAAGCUCGAUUGAGAAUGGAAGGGGUGGAGCUAAAAGAAGAAUGGCAAGAUGAAGACUUCCCCAGACCUCUACCUGAAGAAGAAGACAUUCAACUUGAUGACGAUCUCUUCCCUGGAGAAGGAGAUUCUGCCCCACAAGCAUAUGGAUCGAACAGUGGAAAAAGAACGAAAAGGAGGCUGUUGGCCCCAGAUAUCAGUCUGAAUCUAGAUCGCAGCGAGGGCUCAGUGCUCUCUGACGAGCUGGAUGAAAGCACAGAGUUAGACCUGGAUGGCAUGGACACCCCCUCAGACAACAGCAACGAGUUUGAAUGGGAAGAUGAUCUUCCAAAGCCCAAGAGCACAGACCUCCUGCAGAAAGGUGUAGAGUCAGUGAGAGAGUACUCUGCCUCUGAGGAACGUGACGAGGGCAGACGCUGGAGGAUCUUCCGUAUUGGCGAUCAGGAGCACAGGGUGGAUAUGAAGGCUAUCGAACCCUACAAAAGAGUUAUCAGCCACGGAGGAUAUUACGGAGAUGGACUGAAUGCUAUCAUCGUCUUUGCAGUUUGCUUUAUGCCUGAGAGCAAUCAACCAAACUAUAGAUACAUAAUGGACAAUCUUUUCAAGUAUGUGAUAGGCACUCUGGAGCUGCUGGUGGCAGAGAACUAUAUGAUUGUGUACCUAAACGGUGCAACUUCUCGUCGUAAGAUGCCCAGCGUGGGCUGGCUUAGGAAAUGCUAUCAGCAGAUAGACCGGAGGUUAAGAAAGAAUCUCAAGUCUUUGAUAAUCGUCCAUCCCUCUUGGUUCAUUCGCACUCUCCUCACCCUCACAAAACCCUUUAUAAGCUCAAAAUUUACCCAAAAAAUUAGGUUUGUGUACAGCCUGACAGAACUGGCUGAACUUGUUCCAAUGGAAUAUGUGUCAAUACCAGAUUGCAUCAAGCAGUUUGAUGAAGAAAAAAAUAGGAAAACACAUAAAAGAAUCUACAGAUUUGGAUGCUGAUGUAAUUUCUGCACUGUGACGUAAUCUGAAUGGAUCGACCAAGACAUGCGUGGCAAAGUGGAGAUUGGAACCGCAGCAGUGCCGGAGUGAAAGUGAAGAAGAGCGGAAUAAGAAGUGGAUGACAAGAAUGUUAUUUUUUUAUGUAUGUUCUCUCAGCUGGAAAAUGUUAGUGCCUUUCAAGACUGUGUUGCCUGUUACAUGGUGAAAUUUUUAAUCUUUAUUGUAAAAGUGUGCCAAACAUUGGUCAAAAUCUUGAUGUGCUUUCAGCAUUUUUAUAACCUCUCAUGUAUGAACUGAUUUGUCAUUUUUCAAGGAAUCCUGUCUCUCGCUCCUAUUUAAGGCACUUUGUUUAAGAUAGGGGAUGCAUGUUGUACUAUGUUACAUUUAAAUACAUAUUUAUAUUCAAAUGGUGAUAAAGGAGAGAUAUUAAUAUAUAUAUAUAUUUUUUUUGCAUUUGGACAGUCCUGUUUGGUGUUACGGUUGUUUAGUGAAAUCUCACAGCGUCAUACCUGUUACUGUUUACUGCUUGUUUUGAUCUCAUAUGAGGAAAGCUUUGUGUUGUCCUCUUCCUGUCUGUCCACUGAAAGGGAGGAUAAGAAAAGGAUGGAACCAUUAGUUUACUGUAAGUUUUAGUCACAGGUUGUACUGAAUGAAUCACGUCAUUUGAAUUCUGUAGUUCACAUUUGUCAAAAAAAUUGUUUGGGUGUGGGCUCUUGUAUAAUAUUUCCUUGCAAGUAAACUUCCACACAAAAGGCUGGUCGUUUUUAUAA